Messenger RNA from Colletotrichum karsti, 585 nucleotides. RefSeq lists its product as uncharacterized. The record is from RefSeq and is a predicted model, not a curated record. Lineage: Eukaryota; Fungi; Ascomycota; Sordariomycetes; Glomerellales; Glomerellaceae. Bases 1 to 585 code for a protein of 194 amino acids. The transcript has 2 exons.
AUGGGCGGAGAGAUCCGGGUCACCAGCUGGGGAGGAUGGUUCACGCAAUCGGCCCAAAUCUCGAGUCCCCUGCUCGACCCGUCCGCCCGACACGCUGAUAUUCAAGGCUUUCUCGGACCGACUCAUUGCAUCCAGGCCCUGACGCCUUUCCCUAACGCCCCCAAAAGCCCGAUCAUCAACUGCUGGAACCGCGGCGUGGUCGGCGGGAAGACGCUGCAUGACGAGGUGUUGGAGGUGGUGAGGACGUACGACGGCUGGCGUUCGCUUACCGCCUGUCGGGUCGUGGAGGUUCCUCUGGGAAACGAGCCAGAGAAGCUCGGCGAUGUGGUCGUUUUGGUCGGUCUGCGGUUUGAGACGUCUUUGGAUCGGGAGUAUUUCUCGGUCGUACGGGAGGUUCUCGGGAUUCUUGCCAGAAUCUGCGUCGCUUUGUGUAUCGAGGGAUGCAACGUCAGACCCGGCGCUGAGCUCGACGGAGGCGAUCCCGUCAAGAAGGCCAAGCUCCUUCUGAGAGCUCGGCUGGCUGGGGUGGUACCGGGGCGAGGAGUCGACGAAGUCACUGAUCUCCUGAGGAAUUUCCACUUUUAG